Messenger RNA from Prorocentrum cordatum, 4337 nucleotides. The record is from the annotation of a GenBank genome assembly. NCBI's taxonomy places the organism in Eukaryota, Dinophyceae, Prorocentrales, Prorocentraceae.
CCGAAGGUGAAGCGGGGCAGAUGGAAGGCAAAACACCCUAGACCACCCACGCCCUAAAGUGCCAGUGGGAUUCCGCAGCCACCUUGGCUCGCAGCGGAGUCGGACCGACCCUGGCUGGUCGGUGGAGGCGCGCGUCCGCGCCUCUGGCGGCAGUUCCCUGCCACCUUUGGCUGCCGGCGGUCCGUCAGGGUGCCCAGGGGAUGAAGUACAGGUUCGACCUCUACGUCAGGUACACCGUCGAGGUAGACCUUCCAGGCCACCUCGGCACGUACGAGGCCCUGCAGCGCCAGCUGAACACGACCUUCCAGCACAUCCUGCGGGAGUAUAUCCCCAACCUGGACGUGUACGGCUGUAGCGCGCCGCCUUCGGCCGCCUUCCAGCGUGGUCUAGCCGUACCCAUCCGCGGCGACGCCGACGUGCAGCAGUACUUGCAGUCCAAGGGGGACGGUCCCAUAUACGAGGUCCACCUCCCCGAGGCGAGCAUGGGCCUGGUUUCGGGAUACUAUACGCAGACGCUGCAGAACUACAACACGCAGGUCACCAGGCUGACGGACCAGAUCUCCCACUUGCGCCAGCAGGGGCAGGGUAUGCAGCAGGGCUUCACCCUGCUGCAGCAGGUGGCGCCUGUGCGUGACGAGCAGAUCAUCACUGUGGUCGAGAAGGCCGGCCAGGGGUUCGAUCCUGCCAUUACCGCGAUGCAGGGCAGCCCCGAGGACCAGUGGACGAACCAGCAGGGCCUGCGGCUUCUGACGCACUGGGGCCUCUCGUCGCGAGACCACAUGAUGCAGAUCCAGCACUCGAACGGAUUCCAGCCCAUCAUCGCGGCCAUGCAGCACUUCUCGGAGGACCCCAUGAUCCAGCAGUACGCGCAUCAUGUGAUCGCAGUGGCCGCGCAGUAUCCAGAGUGUUCCGCCGAGCUUCACCGGCUCGGGGCAGUGGAGCCUAUCAUCAGGAAUAUGAACCACUUCGCCAGCGACCCACGCAUUCAACAGUACGGUUGCUGGGCGCUCUACUCCCUGGCUGGCCAGUGUCCCGAGUGGCGCGAAGAUAUCGUUCAGAAGGGAGGGAUCUCUGCACUCAUCCAGGCCAUGCGGAAUUUUCCCCAGGACGCCAGCGUGAACCGCUACGCCCUCUCUGCGCUGCAGCCGUUGUGCUUCAACCCAGAGUUCGCGAAUGACAUCAUCCAGCUGGAUGGCGUGAAAGCGUGCGUCCAGGCCCUCUCGAGCCACGCUGGCGACCCGCAGGUGGUCUACCACGGCAUCGCCAUGGUGGCGGAGCUGGCGCAGCACGACGGGUGCCGGUCGCAGCUCGCCGACCUCGGCGUGAUACCCGUGAUCCUGCGGGCAAUGGAGGCCUACGCGGGCGACUACAACGUGCAGGAGUGCGGGCUCCGUUGCCUUGCGAUCCUCACCACCGACAAUCCCUCGAACCAGACUGUGCUGUUCAACGCGAAUGGGAUACCUGCGGUCAUCAACGCGAUCAACCACGCGGUCGCCUCUGGGAAGGUGGACGAGGACACUCUUGGCUUGAUAGGGCAGGGGGAGAACCUGCUUGCCAACCUUGCCACGCAUGCAGAAUGCCGUCCAUCAAUUUUGCAGUACCAAGGUGUUGAGAUGGUUCUGAAUAUAAUGGUAAAAUUUCAGAGCGAGGUUUUGCUGCUUGAGCACAGCAUGCGGAUCUUGUCCGGCCUCGCGAUGUCUAGCGAUAUCGUCAGACGCAUGAUCCAGAUGGGCUGCCUCGAAUCCAUCCUCAUCGCCAUGCGGGCAUACCACCAGUCCGCCCCUCUGCAGAUGCGAGGGUGCUACGCCCUAGGCAUGUUUGCAGCCUCCGACGCCACCAAGGUGCAGGUGCUCAACGCAGGCGGCGUGGGAGUACUGCUGAGCGCCAUGCACUACCACCCGAGCGACCCUCACACGCAGGAGCAGGCCUGUGCCGCCCUAGCCAUCCUAUGCGAGCUCGAGGACGCGAAGGCGCAUGUCGGCACCGCGUCCGUCGGCUCCGGGGACGAGAUCCAGACUGGCCCCAAGGUCCUGUACUGCUCCCUGCAGCAGAUGAGCUGCGCCAGCGCUGGCUCUGCUGUGAAGCAGUGCCUGAAGGUCAUCGCGGUUGCGGGGCUGGACUCGAGCGUGAAGCAGCUGCUCCUGGGCCUCGGCGUAUGCACUCACAUCGUCAGCGCGACGCUGCACUUCUCCCAGGAUAGCGGCAUCAUGUACUACGGCUUCAAGGCCUUUGUCUCGCUGUGCCAUGGCUCUUCCCCGCCCGACGAGGUUCACCUCGCGUGCGGUGACCUGCUCGAGCUCGUCGUGGCGACCAUGCGCGGGCUGCCAGACGACGUGCGGAUUCAGGAGUCUGGCUGCGAGGUGCUGGCGAUCCUCGCGCGGCUGGAGCAGCUGCAGCCGGCCAUCACCACGAGGGGCGGCAUAGCCGUGAUAUGCGAGGCGCUCAAGAGGCACGAGGCAGAGACCGGCAUCCAGCGAAAGGGGUGCCGUGCGCUUGCGAACAUGGCGGAGUGGGAGGCCACCCGUGUGGCGAUACGCAGCGAGGGCGGCAUCCCGCUCGUCAUCAACGGCAUGCGAUACCACGUCCAACACCCCGAGGUGGGCGAGCAGGGCUGCGCCGCGAUCGCCAACCUGGCCCUCGACGAUCAGAACAGGACCGAAGUGGCGAGGUCCGACGGCGUGAAGGCGUGCAUCGCGGGCCUGAAGCUGCACCAGAGCCACCCAGGCAUCCAGGCCUACGGCCUCGGCGCCCUCGGGAACCUUGCCGUGCAGGAGGACAACUGCUCCGCCAUCCUCAAGGCUGGCGCCAUAGAGAUGGUCAUCUACGCCAUGAAGACGUGGCCAGAAGACGCGCGGGUGCAGCACUUCGCGUGCCUGGCAUGCUCCAACUUCGCGCACGAUGACACCAACAAGGUUGCCAUCGGCAAGGUCGGUGGCGUGGGCUUCAUCGUUGGCGCCAUGAAGCGGCACGCCGACCACAUCGGCGUGCAGGAGCAGGGCUGUGGUGCGCUGGCGAACCUGGGCAUCCACAAGCAGAACAUGAUAGAGAUCGCCAACAACUCUGGCAUCGAGCUCGUGGUCCAGGCGCUCAGGACGCACUCUGGCGUCCAGACGGUGCAGGAGAACGCGUGCUUUGCGCUGUCCAAGUUCUUGACCAUGCCGAACGAGAACUUCAGGCAGCGCAUGAAGGCGGCUGGUGCUGAGCAGGCCCUGGAGCAGAUUAAGGAGAGCGAGCCCUCGUUCGACGUGCGCAUCUGCGCCACCGUGCUGCUGCGGCGCCUGGGCGAGGAGAGCAGGCCGCAGGCCCCCGCGCUGGGCGCCAGCCAGCGGGGCGGCCCGCUGGGCCCCCCCGCGGGCACCACGGGCCCCGGCGCGGGCGGCCCCGGCGUGGGCGGGCCCCCGAGCAUGGGCGGCGCUGGCAUGGGCAGCAUGGGCGGCCCUGGCGCGCCAGGGAUGAUGCCGCCGGGGAUGAUGCAGCUGGGUACGCAGUCGGGGAUGAUGCAGCAUGGCACGCAGCCAGGGAUGAUGCAGCCGGGCAUGAUGCAGCCUGGCAUGAUGCAACCUGGGAUGCUGCAGCAGGGCAUGAUGCAACAGGGCAUGCGUCCAGGUAUGAUGCAGCCGGGGAUGAUGCAGCCUGGCAUGAUGCAGCCGGGCAUGAUGCAGCCUGGCAUGAUGCAGCAGGGCAUGCGUCCAGGCAUGAUGCAGCCAGGCAUGAUGCAGCAGGGCAUGCGUCGAUGAUGUAGCUAGGGAUGAUGCAGCCUGGCAUGAUGCAGCGGGGCAUGAUGAAGCCUGGCAUGCGGCCUGGCAUUCUGCCAGGGAUGCAUCCAGGCGCAAUCAGUUGCAGUUUGACCGACUGCACUGAAAGCACACCCAGUCGCAGCUCGCCUGCUGCGGCCUGAGACGGGCAAUUGGCCGUCAGACCGCAGCUGGCGGACAACUGUGUUGGCGCGCGCGUGCGGCGAUGCUGCUCGCCCCAAAGGGCAGCAGAGCGCUGCAGGACCAGCCUCGGCAUGGCCCUCCGACUUGUAUCUGCUGAUCCCGUUUUAUUUUCUCCCUCUUCCUUCUGCCUCGAAUUCAUUUCGGCAUUUUCCAACCGAGGUGAAGCGCAGGCUUCAUCCGUGCCAGGGAUUCGUGAGGCAGAGGGCAGGAGGGAUAACAGAACAAUCACGCUGGUGCCGACUUCGUCUUGGGCGACCACGCAUGUGCGCGCACUUGAGCUUGUGCACAUGGUGUGCGUGUGCGCAAGCGCUUGUCCAGGGCGCCUCCCCGACCCCCCCCCCAUCUGGUGAGGUGGCCUCCACGGCUCCUGGCGCGGUCGACCCCCGCCCCGCGGGAGGA